This is a messenger RNA of Lathyrus sativus (Indian pea), 471 nucleotides long. The record is from the annotation of a GenBank genome assembly. Lineage: Eukaryota; Viridiplantae; Streptophyta; Magnoliopsida; Fabales; Fabaceae.
AUGGAUCCUAAUCAUUUUCAUUAUCAACAAGCUAUGUUCAAUUUUAUGCAAAAUUAUCAAAAUCCUAAUUCUCAAAAUUCUCAAAUUCCAUCCGUACCACCAAACCCCGCCAUAUUUUUUCCGUCACCAAACAAUUCAAAUAUGUAUCAAAAUCCUAAUCCUCAAAAUUCUCAAGUUCCACCAUUUUCUACUCAAGAUCCAAUUGUGGGGGUUGAUCAAAAAGUUGAGAGUUUUUGGCAUAGAGUCGCUGCAAAUUAUAACCAGUAUCGUGGGCAAUUGCGAGAAAAGUUAAGUGGUCAAUUAAAAUGUCGAUGGCAUCGAAUAAAUGCGUCGGUUCAAAAAUUUGUUGGGUGUUAUAGACAAGCUGUCAAUGGAAAGAAAAGUGGGACAUCAGAGAACGAUAUCAUGGCUGCUGCACAUGCUUUUUAUGCUCAAGAUCAAGGUAUAACAUUCAAUCUUGAGUAUGCAUGA